AUGAUCACAAACAAAGUUUUACAAGGUGCUAUAGCUGUGAAGACAUCAGAGAUCCUAAAAAAUGUCACCACAUUACAGAUUGUCCUCCGAAUGAGAUAUGCAUUGUAGAAGCACAAGCUUUAGUCAAUCCUGAAGCAUAUAUUCGAUAUGAUCUAGGCUGUAAACAAAAGACGUAUUGCAAACAGCUGCCAACUCUUCAAAAACGACAAGUUCAGUUAGCAUCUAAGUGCUGCAACACCACAUUGUGUAAUGAUCAUUACAAAGAUGAAGACAAAAAUCACACAAUUGUUCGACCAGCAGGUUUUACUUGUCCACCGAUUCCAAUGACUUUCGCCCCAACAAAAAUACCUCCGAGUACAACAACAAAACCUGCAACCACACUUCAACUAACGUCACAUAUCAUGACCUCGAAUACAACAACUACACCUUCAAUUUCAACAACAAUAUCCGUAGCAUCAACAAUUACACCUACAGCAUACACAAUUGGACCUACAACUACAGAAACCACAACACCAACAGCUACGCUUACCAAAACAACACUUACAACAAUUACGUCUAAUACAAUGCCUUCAACUGAACCUACCACAACACCUACAACUACACCAACUACAACGCCUACAACAACACCAACUACAACAACCACGCCUACAACAACCACGCCUACAACUACACCAACUACAACAACCAUGCCGACAACCACGCCAACUACCACGCCUACAACUACACCAACUACAACCACUCCUACAACUACGCCUACUUCAACAACUACUCCCACCACAACAACUACUCCGACGACAACAACUAUACCAACUACAACACCUACAACUACGCCCACUACUACAACUACUCCGACGACAACAACUGCGCCUACUACAACACAUACCACUACACCUACAACUCCAGCAGAGCCGAUAUCUUGUCAUCUAUGUCGUGGGCCUAAGUUUAUAUGUGAAAGGAGUCACGUGUCAAGUAAAUGUGAUGACCCAGCACAACAGUAUUGUAUCAAUGAUGUAGAAAACCUUAAAGAUGGUAGCAGAUAUGUUACACGAAGAUGUGCCACAAGAGCAGAGUGUGAAAAAGACUGGAUAACUGAAAGUGCAGAUAGGAAUGAAUGCAAGAACUAUAAUGUCCUUAAAUUACAGGAUGCUCACUUUGAGUGUUCUUUCUGUUGCCAAGGAGAUGACUGUAACCUUGAAACGGUUCCAGAUAAUUUGUAUGGAAAAUAGAAUAAAAGUUUUGGGAAUA
Mytilus californianus (California mussel) is the source of this 1245-nucleotide messenger RNA. RefSeq names its product hepatitis A virus cellular receptor 1-like. The record is from RefSeq and is a predicted model, not a curated record. Lineage: Eukaryota; Metazoa; Mollusca; Bivalvia; Mytilida; Mytilidae. The transcript has 7 exons. The coding region runs from base 324 to 1226 and encodes 300 amino acids.